Molecule: messenger RNA, 2952 nt
Organism: Cylindrotheca closterium
Lineage: Eukaryota; Bacillariophyta; Bacillariophyceae; Bacillariales; Bacillariaceae
Source: the annotation of a GenBank genome assembly
AUGCGAACUCUCUUUCUCAAUCACACCAUUUUCAUUGUGUUGAUUCAACUCAUUGGAACAUCCAAGGCAGAGAAACCUCCUGCACUCAUCCAGUUUAGCUUUUCAAGCGAGCAAUGUCGCAAUGGUACAUUUCAAAAUGUUGGAGCUGAAUUUGAAUCUUCACCACCCUUUUUCAUACAACGAAAUGAAAGAACUACGGGAUGUCCUCCUGGAAUGGGGGUAGAAGCAAGCGACAUGUUUGCCACUACUACUACUGCCAAUGCCACCGACGUUGCCUACCUUCAAACCUCCCAACCAUUGGUAGCACUGCUUCAGCAGAAUUCUACGAGCGCAGUCUCACUUAGCCUAUGGAUUCAGAUUCCCCAAACCGAUGUAGACACGCAAACCGGUCCUCUGUUGGCCAUUGGUCAAGCUGAAACUGAACAGCAUGAUGGUGAUGAAGACUUCCAAACGACGGAAUGUGACGUAAAGCAGGUGGACUUUGAAUUGUCCAUUCGCAAUGGAAACGUUGUGGAGCUCUUGUAUCGCACGAAUGAUCCCUAUUUUGAACCCUGUGCUCGUAUGCGUGUCACCGAGUUGCCAUUGCUUCGAGGAUUGAAUCACAUUGCGGUCGUCUUGGAGGAUGGUCAUCAACAGGUCUUUGUCAAUGGCAUGUCCAGCAUUAGUCGCAAUGACCCCUUUGAUACAAGAUUACGUCACUGGAAUGAGGAGAGUUUGCUCUACAUGUUUUCCUUUCCAGGAUACAACUAUCCAGCAUGGCCAGGACGACUGUUGCACCUAUCCAUUAACACAGAAGAGUGGAAUGGCAACGACUUUCUUGCCGAUAUGGCAGAGGGGCUGCCGGAUGCCGAGCCGAUUGCCAAUUCUAUAAUGUACCGAAUGGAUGAAGACGCCAACGUGAUCUCGGAAGACGUCUUGUCGCCCGUAGAGCACAAUACCCCCGCAAGUCUGCAAUUGCAAGUUGAGUAUUUGAAUCAUGACGUGAGCGCACUAUUGAAGGCACUCAAUGCGACACAACCUGCGGUGCUGCUACAAGAGUUGAAAUACUACAUUAUUCAGCCUCCAUCUCGUGGUGCACUUUACCAAGUGGAUGGGCCAAAGCAAACCAAAGUUUCGUCCACUGAGGGUGCCCCAAUUUCGAUUCUUGGACCAAACCUAUUCUACCUUCCGCCCCACAAUGAACAUUCGGAAAUGCCAGGCUCCAUUUAUGAUUCUUUUCAAUAUUGCGUUUCCAAGGAAGCAAUCUUUGCUUCUUCACAGUGCCAAUCAAUGGGAACCAUUGACAUUGUCGUGGAUUCGGUGAACGAUCCACCAACAACCUCGAUUAGUGAUGUGCCAUAUCUUGUGCACGAAGGUAUUCAUGAAGAAAUCAAGGGUCUAUGGUUAGGAGGACAUGAUGUGGAUCGGAACGAUGGAAUCGCGGCAAUUCAAGUGACAGAACCACCCAAACAUGGAUUCUUGUUCUUGAGUGUCCCAACGGCUCGCAAGGAUGGACUCGUCCAUGGGACACUGCUCGCAGAUCUUAACCAUACUAUCUUGGGUCAAGAAGUCUUUUUGGAAUAUAGAUACACUGGUGCGAACCAGGUAGUGCAAUCGACCAUGGUACACGACAGUUUUCGGUUUCGAGUCCAGGAUCGGAACGGUGCUUGGUCUGACGAAGCCGAAGCUGCAAUUUGGACCAUGCCGAGUCUUUCCAUUGGAGAGCCGAUGGAAUUCCAUGCCAACGAAAUGGAACCAUUAAUAAUUAGAAUUGAAGGUCAAGAUGAAUCUGGAUUGGACCGCUCGAUUGGCUACUUCUUUGAAGCACUGCCAAGUGAAUCCCAUGGGACUUUGUUUGACGAACAAUCCAAACGACUCACCGCCAACAAAGUCGUCCUACCAAGCCUGGCAGAACCUGGACUAAAACUGAAAUUUCGACCAUCUCACGAUGCCUGCUCGGAUCCUAUGGUUUCGACUGUGAAUGCCACAUUUGCCUACCGAGUGGUGGCUCUUUCUUCAUCCAAGACAGUGACCAGCGUUUCUUCCAUCAUGGCACACCAUAUUCUGGUGAAAUGUGCGGUAGAUCCAUUACGAUUGUCGAUUGGCGAUGAUAGAUACAGAAUCGAAGCAUUCUCUGGACCAGCCGAUGAUAUUUGCAGUGGCUAUGCCUACAAUGCAAGUGUGAGCAAUUUCUCAAAUUGUACAUCUGCUGCUGUCAUCACCACCAUCAAGGUGAAAGCUUCCAAAAGACACACGUACCGUGCACUUAUUUCCAUUGAAGCUUCGGAAGGUUUCCUAACUCUAGAUCGAAACCAAAGAAGUCGGAUCGGUGCAAUCCGCGGUCCAGUUGAAAUGCGACGAACCGUCGACUUUCUCGCUUUCCCAAGCGAUUUGGAAGAAGUUCUCGGAAACUUGCACUAUCAGACAGCGAUUCCGGGAAAUCACAAGAUCAAAAUCAAUAUCAAGAGUUGCGAAGACGGAAAUCCUUUCGAGACUUUAAACUCUCGUGAUUGCCAUGUAUCCACAGCAUCAAUUUCCAUUGAAGCUGUCGAACCUGAAAUGAAUUUAUCGGAAGACAAGCUUUACACCAAAUUUCCAUGGUUCUCACUGUCUUUUACAUUGACCAUGCUUUUUCUGUUCAAGUCCAAAGGAAAAAUGCGCGAGGCCCUGGAGGAGUGGAAGGAUCCUGACGAUGGUGUCUAUCAAUGGAGGGAACACUACGAUGCUUCCACUGGCUACUACUACUAUGAGAAUUUGGAAGAUGGCCGAGUUACCUGGCGAGCCCCACUCAAUGAGGGUAUUCUUCCAUCACCAGAACGAGGACUGCCAGCUGCUUACACCGAUCCUUGGGGCGAUGAUGGAUUAUCAGAAACAGGGUCAUUGAUAUCAGUUUCCUUGACGGAAGCAUGUGAUUCAGACGACGAAUUUACAUUGGACGAUGCAUCCGUGAACAGCUUGACUUUCAUUACGUAA